Molecule: messenger RNA, 2910 nt
Organism: Drosophila grimshawi
Lineage: Eukaryota; Metazoa; Arthropoda; Insecta; Diptera; Drosophilidae
Gene: Sur-8
Product: leucine-rich repeat protein soc-2 homolog
Exons: 3
Coding region: 401-2269 (622 amino acids)
Molecular function (GO): protein binding
Source: RefSeq, a predicted model, not a curated record
UUUAAAUUGUGUUCGAAAUUUGUACACAACUUGUAAAACUACGCUACAAAUUAUAAUAAAUUUUCACUUACGCUCACACGACGUGCGCGAGGAAAAACAAAAAGUGUACAUAAUACCAACAAAAAAAAAAAAAAUCGCAGACAACGACAAGAAAAACUUAAUUUGGGAAGGCAGGGAACGCAACCAGCAAGCAAAAAAAAGAAAAUAAUAAUAACCUCCAACUGAAGGCGUUUUUCGGCUAAGUUCGCCAGCAGUUAUUCGCUUGGCGAUCUAAACACAGGGUAGAGCAACGAGUUCCACUGGCUGUGGCUGGAGCUGUUGUUGUUGUGGUUGUUGUCGUCGCUUUGGCAUUCAUCUGGGCAACGUAUUGUCGCCGGUGACCGCAAGACUGGGCAAAAUUAUGAACUUGUGCUCCUCGUCUGGUGCAACAGCAUCGAAUACAUCGCUAUCGUCCACAGGGCAUCCGGAGAGUAACGGCAGCGGUCCAUCGGAGGCGACACAUUGCUUUGGCGGCGGCGGCGGAGGCGGUGGCAACAACGCUGGCGGUGGCAGUGGCACAGAUACAGCACCCAACAGUAACAAAGGCACACUCAACGGUGGCGGCAGCGGCGGUGGCGGCGGCGCUAAUCCGGCGAGCAGCAACGGUCACAGCCUGACACACAACAACGAAAACAACGGAAACAUGCCGCCCGAGACGCGUCCCAAAAUGGUGACGGUCAAGCAUCCGGAAUCAAAUAAACCCAAGCCCACCACCAAGAAGAUUGUCAAGAAUAUCCAGGCGGAUCAGGAUGUGAUCAAGGCACUGCAACGUUGCCGAGACGAAGGCAUCAAGCGUCUGGACCUGAGCAAAUCCUCCAUCACUGUGCUGCCCAAUACGGUUAGGGAGUGCGUGCAUCUCACCGAGCUGUACUUGUACAGCAACAAGAUUGGACAGCUGCCCACAGAGAUUGGUUGCCUGGUGAAUUUGCGUAAUCUGGCCUUGAAUGAGAACUCGCUGACAUCGCUGCCCGAAUCAUUGAAGCAUUGCACACAGCUCAAGGUGCUCGAUUUGCGGCACAACAAACUGGCCGAAAUACCAUCGGUCAUCUAUAGACUUCGCUCGUUGACGACGCUCUAUCUGCGCUUCAAUAGAAUCACAACGGUGGCGGAUGAUCUGCGCCAGCUGGUCAAUCUUACAAUGUUGAGUCUGCGCGAGAACAAGAUCAAGGAGCUGGGCAGCGCCAUUGGUGCGCUGGUCAAUCUGACCACACUGGAUGUGUCACACAAUCAUUUGGAGCACCUGCCCGAGGACAUUGGCAACUGUGUGAAUCUGAGUGCGCUCGAUUUACAGCACAACGAACUGCUGGACAUACCCGACAGCAUUGGCAAUCUGAAGUCGCUGGUGCGUCUCGGGCUGCGCUACAAUCGCCUAAACUGUGUGCCCGUCUCGCUGAAGAACUGCAAAAGCAUGGACGAGUUCAACGUGGAGGGCAAUGGGAUCACCCAGCUGCCGGAUGGCAUGCUGGCCAGCUUGAGUGCAUUGACCUCGAUCACAUUGUCGCGCAAUCAGUUCACCAGCUAUCCGACCGGAGGUCCGGCACAGUUUACAAAUGUGUACAGCAUCAAUUUGGAGCACAAUCGCAUUGACAAGAUACCGUAUGGGAUAUUCUCGAGGGCCAAGGGCUUGACCAAGCUGAACAUGAAGGAGAAUAUGCUGACCGCCUUGCCGCUGGAUGUGGGCACCUGGGUGAAUAUGGUGGAACUGAAUUUGGCCACCAAUGCGCUGCAGAAACUGCCCGAUGAUAUCAUGAAUUUGCAAAAUCUGGAAAUACUCAUACUGUCCAAUAACAUGCUCAAGAAGAUACCCAAUACGAUUGGCAAUUUGCGCAAAUUGCGCAUUCUGGAUCUGGAGGAGAAUCGCAUCGAGGUGCUGCCCCAUGAGAUUGGCCUGCUGCACGAGCUGCAGCGUCUGAUUUUGCAAACCAAUCAGAUAACAAUGUUGCCCCGCAGCGUUGGCCAUUUGAGCAAUCUGACACAUCUGUCGGUAAGCGAGAACAAUCUGCAGUUUUUGCCCGAGGAGAUUGGCUCCUUGGAGAGCCUGGAGAACCUUUAUAUCAAUCAGAAUCCAGGGCUGGAGAAGUUACCCUUCGAGCUGGCGCUGUGCCAAAAUCUGAAAUAUUUAAACAUUGACAAAUGCCCGUUGGGCACCAUUCCGCCCGAGAUACAAGCUGGUGGACCAUCGCUGGUGCUGCAGUGGCUCAAGAUGCACUCGCCAUACCGGCAAAUGUGAGAUGUGGAUGGCGUCUGGCGCACCGUGUACGUGGGCAGCGAUUGCUACUAUCAGUACGAGCUGCAUACGGGAACGGAGCAACAGACGCAUGCCGGUGGCAAACAGGCGGCAGGCGGGGCAAGCGAACGGCGCUAACGGUGCGAGCUCAGUUAGAGAGUUCUAGUUCUCCACCUGGCUAUGCCUAAUCUCUCCCAGCAUCAAAAUCGAAACACAAUCGAAGACAAGAAAUCAUCGCGUGAGGAGCGGAGUUGCCUGGCAAAUGAUAGCUUUAAAAUGUUAUACCAAUGUCCCGCGUAUUGUAAAACUGCCCCGAUUUGCUUUUACCUUUAAGUUGAUGUUUGAUGCUGCUUAGCGACAUGAUAUGAUAUGAUUAUUUGGUUCUCAACGUUUAGGUUUUAGUUUAAUGCUUCCAAGCUAGUCAUAAACACAACAAACAAAUCAUUGAACGAAAACUACACUAAAUGAAAUUAAACUAAAUGAAAUUAAAUACUAAACCUUAGACUUUUUUGCGUUCGAUACUCGUUUAAAGACAUUUACAAACUUAUCUGUCACAAAGGAAAGCUAAAUCGAAUGUUCAAACCAUACAAAAAAUACGCAAGCGCCAAGGAAUUGUUUAAAAAAAAAAAAUAAUAAUAAAAAAA